AUGAGUGAAAUCAAUAUACUAACAAUAUUUAGAUCUACUAAAGUUUUAAAGUUUUAUAACGGUCAAGAAAUUCCAGCUACUGGCUUAGGAACUUGGCAAUCGAAAGACGAAGAAGUCUACAAUGCUGUUCUUGCAGCUUUAAAAAUAGGAUACAAACAUAUAGAUACUGCUGCUUGUUACGGUAACGAAGAACCAAUCGGUAGAGCUAUUCGUGAUGCUGGCGUUAAGAGAGAAGACAUAUUCAUUACUACCAAGGUCUGGGGAACCGAUCACACUCGUGUCGAGCAAGCCUUGAAUACGUCUUUGCAAAAAUUAGGUUUAGACUACGUUGAUUUAUACUUGAUGCACUGGCCUGUUCCAUUGAACCCAAAUGGUAACCAUCCAUUAUUCCCAACUUUACCAGAUGGAAACCGUGAUAUUUCUCAAGACUGGGAUUUCACUAAGACUUACAAUUUGAUGCAGAAAUUGUUAGACCUGGGUAAGACUAAGUCCAUCGGUGUCUCUAACUUCUCCGUCACCAACUUGAAGAAAUUAUUGAAUGCUCCUACUACAACUGUCAAGCCAGUUGUUAACCAAGUUGAAUUACAUCCUUACUUGCCACAACACAAAUUAUUACAAUUCGCAAAGGAAAAUGAUAUAGUUUUGGAAAGUUACAGUCCUUUAGGAUCUACCGACUCUCCUCUUUUGAGUGACGAAGUUGUUGUUAAGAUCGCAGAAAAAAAUAAGGUUUCGCCAGCUACUAUUUUGAUUUCUUGGGCUUUAUGGAGAGGUACAGUUGUUUUACCAAAAUCCGUUAGUGCUCACAGAAUUGAAAGUAACUUCAAUGUCAUCGAUCUUCCUGAUGCAGAUGGAAAGGAAUUGGACGACCUUCAUAAAUUAAGAGGUAUCAGAAGAUUAGUUUUACCUAACUGGGCUCCAGUUGUUGUCUUCGAUAGUGACGAGUAA
Messenger RNA from Debaryomyces hansenii CBS767, 945 nucleotides. Its product is annotated as DEHA2B16016p. The transcript has a single exon. The record is from RefSeq and is a predicted model, not a curated record. Gene Ontology annotation, molecular function: aldose reductase (NADPH) activity. Lineage: Eukaryota; Fungi; Ascomycota; Pichiomycetes; Serinales; Debaryomycetaceae. The coding region runs from base 1 to 945 and encodes 314 amino acids. Gene Ontology annotation, cellular component: cytosol.